AUGGCGGCAUGGCUUGACCUCGUCAAUGAAGAAGGUGCCUGGUCCUUGGUGGAUACCAGCCGCCUUGAAGAACUGGUGCAGGGGAUGCCUUAUCCCAAAUCCCAGUAUCCAUGCCUGAUUUACUUCGCUGGGAAUUCAAACCGAAUGAAAGCCCUGCAAGCACUUUUCCCUCAAAACAAUGUCACGCGCAAAGGGCCCGCGGGACUCGUUCGUCUCCACCUCAGCUCUAAAACCGCCCAUACCGAAAAUCCCAUCAUAUUCGCCGAGAGUAAUCUCUGUCCCGAACAAAGUCUGGGUGAUUCAAAAUGGCUCAAGGACUCAACGAAGAAGCACCGGAGAUACACUAUUCGAGAUGCAGAGAGAUCAUCCUCUCCGGCAACACUUCAACAAGAAGUGAAAAGGCAACUGAUUCUUCCGUGGACCCAUAUUCUGUGCCUAUUUCUGGAUUCAAUGUCCGACAUCAAAGCUGCACAAAAUCUGCUCCAACAGCCCAAUCGGCAGCUGACAAUCGGCAGUCAAGCUAUUCCCGCUUCCAUGCGUGUAGUCAUGAUCUUGACUAAAUACCCACGUGGAGAUGAAGCUAUCGUGGAACACUGUCCCGAGUUUCAUACUAUUGCCAACAACGAGAGAUUCACCUUUCUCGAUCUGCGUCCAAGGUGCAAUCUCUCUGACACGGUCACUUUUGACCCGCUGCGAGCCCUACUUGUUGAACUACUUCAUAAAAUCCAUGCCGAGCAAGAGUCAACUUGUCGCCUAUUCUCAGCUUCUCAUCUCAAUGCGUUCUGGAAAUGCAAUGUCCAGGUCCACGGACAGCGCUUAAGUGCCUCGCGGUUUGAUCUUUUGGCUCAAGCCAGAACGAGUUAUCCCAAGAAUGAAUCAAUGGGCGACUGUCUUCUUCAGUUCUUACAGAACGUGGCAUCCUCUGGCUACUCAGAAGAGGACAUGGAGGGCUUUGUAGCCUCGGCCUUCUUGAUGGACGCUUACCCGCCUGAAAUGCAUGGAUUCCCACCGGCCAUGGUAUAUGCUGCAAUUUAUGAAAAGUACUGUCUCGAGAUCUGGCAUAGUGAUUGCCCCAAAGAGCACUCCGAGAGGAUUUCAUCUCGAUUUGAGCAGCAAUUCGCACAGUUAAGCUCUCGGAGAACAUCAUCUGCUAUUCGAAGAGACAUAUUGAUUCGAUUUUAUCGUCGAUGGGGCGGCCUUCGCUCCACCACUACUUGCUUUGUUUGUCUAUGCCACCCACCAGAGCACAUGAUGCCAUGCAAGCACGCCCUCUGUGAUACAUGUGUCAUGAUCUUCGGAACGCUGAGUGCCACCGGGAAGUAUCAUGUCGACCUCACCCAAUGUCCUAUUUGCGAGGAGAGGUUCAACAUCACUAUUCGUCAAUUACCCCCAACCAAGCACCCGGUCAUUCUCAGUCUAGAUGGCGGAGGAGUCCGCGGUCUAGUCCAGUUGGGGCUUCUGCAAGCGCUGGAGAAGCGCUUUGGUAUGUCUAUGGCAGACCUUCCCGACUUGUGCACGGGCACCAGCGUAGGCGCAUUGUCGGCGAUUGAUAUCUUCCUCAACAACUCUUCUGUAGAGCAAUCUUUCAACGCAUUCCCGCCUCUUGCACGGAAAAUCUUUCGUUGUUCUUCAAAGACUCCCGUUUUUCGCUGGAUUCAGUGGUUUGCCUCGGCGUUCAACUUGGCCAAACACGGUCUAUACGAUUCUCAGAGCUUAGCACAGACGUUCAAAGAGGUAGUGAGUCCUUGCCGUCGCAUAUUCGAUGCGGCCACCGCCAACCCGACAGGCUGCCGUGUUGCCAUUGUGGCAAGUCGUACCUCGGAUGGGAAGGCGUGCGUGUUGGCAAAUUACCGGGGCACGGGCCCACGCACCGGGAACGCUGCCUAUGAAUUUCUGGCCCCUCACAACGAUCAAGAAAAUCCAUUCUUGUGUGAUGCAGCGAUAUGCAGUGUCGCAGCGCCGUUCUACUUCCAAACAAAAAGCUUGCCAGGCUUUGGGCCCCUGCAGGACGGUGGGGUCCGUGUAAACAAUCCGCUUGCCAUUGCUUUGAGAGAGGCUGGCAUUAUCUGGCCCAAGGCGAAGAGACAUGAUCUCCUCCUGUCUGUCGGCACAGGGUUCUCCGCGCUUGCUCCCAGUCAUUCGGUGGGGUUGCUGGACAAAAUUCGAGAGGGUGCUCUCCCCCGUCUGAUUCGGGCCGUACUGUCCUCCCCUUCCAUGGAUGGUGAACAAGGGUUUUUUGAAGCUCUUAACUAUCUACCACAUCGCUCGAAAACGGAUGUAUUCCGACUCGACCAAGCAAUUAACGGCCCACUCCCUGCAUUAGACGAUAUUAGUUCGCUGGAAGAAUUGUCAAGAAUGAAUUUUGUGGUGCCGGAUGAUCUUGUGAGGACCAUUCUCGCGUCAGCAAUGUUCUUCUUCGAACUAGAUGAAACGCCCGUCCAGGGCCAUGCUGCAUUCCAUUGCCGUGGAUCAAUCCUUUGUGCACGGCCAAAGGCCGCAGAGAUCCUACAGCGUGUCCUCCUGGAGUUUCCCGGUGCGAGAUUCCAGACCGGCCAGGGCCAUUAUUUGGGGAGUGUGGACCUAGAUGACUACUGCCAGUCCUGUGGUUACUUCCGAAAAUCCAUCAAUUUCUGGGUUACGAGCCUUGAAGAGAUACUGACUAUUGGGAUCGCCAAUAAUUUCUUUUUUGAAAAGAUAGGUGGCUUCCCGAAGUCUGCGCAGGAGUUUCUAGACGAGCAACAGGUCGACGCUCAUUUCGGCCGUGCAGAUCAUCAAAUUCCAGCAUGGCCCCAGAACAGAUCUUGCUUCUGCUCUCGUGGAAUGAAAAGGCAGGUUCAUUUUGUAGAGCCUGCUGUGGGGCAGAAAAGACAGCGGUUGUGA
Messenger RNA from Penicillium lagena, 2880 nucleotides. Its product is annotated as patatin-like phospholipase family protein. Gene Ontology annotation, cellular component: membrane. Gene Ontology annotation, biological process: arachidonate metabolic process. NCBI's taxonomy places the organism in Eukaryota, Fungi, Ascomycota, Eurotiomycetes, Eurotiales, Aspergillaceae. Bases 1 to 2880 code for a protein of 959 amino acids. The transcript is spliced from 5 exons. The record is from RefSeq and is a predicted model, not a curated record.